CAAAGAUGUUCACUCCAACGCGUCAAGAUGCAAAUUACUCAAUUUUUGUUUUACGACCAUGAUGCAACGCAGUCAGAGUGCACACACCGCCUGGUAAGCAUUCGACUCCUUAGACAAGCCCGCAUCGCGUGAUCGCCAGCCAUACGACAAAGCUUGUCUCCCGAAACACUACUACACGGAGUUUUUAAGUUCUCUUUGUGUGAUGGAGCAAGGAAGUAACCGGAACGAGGAAUUUGUGGUUCUGAUAUCUUCAGAAAUAUCAUCUGAUGAGUCUUCGAACAGAAGUAGCCCUUCCAACGACGCAAGCGAAACUAGUUUCCUCAAGAAAAGAAAGAACCUGUUUUGUUCUGGCGUGUUUCUAAGGGGCAUGGCGCAUGCUGUGGGAUUCUGGAACCCCAGCAAAGGAUUACAUGUUAUAAUGGCAAUAGUUGUGUUAUUUGUGGAUAUAUGCUAUGUCUUUAAAGCCGUAUAUUACGCUUUUCUUUGUGGUCAUUAUGAUACUUCCUUUGAUCGAUGGAUGUGUCGGAAUGGGUCCCAAAACUCGUCAUCAACUCAUAACAUACCCGUCCUUGCUUUUUUACCAGGAGUUGAAUUGAACAGCAUUUUAUCCUUGGUGACCUGCCUCGCUGGACUGAUGUCUAACGCGGCUUUCUUCUGGUGUAUGUGGAAUUCGACCAUGAAGCGUCACACUGCAAAUUGCGUGACACUAGAGCAGGCUUACUCUACUGCCGGGCGGUCAUUCUGGACCACUCUGAAUUGCACUAUGCUCCUGUUUGGUUUGGCCCUCAUGAUCGGGAUUGUUUGGAUUAAUUUGACUUUUAAAGGAAUUUCAAUUGAUAAACUAGUAGUCUCCUUGCGCAUUAUUCCCAUGCUGGCAAUACUAACUAGUUGUUAUAUAUUUUCUUUAAUCACUAACGCAAUGAAGGAUUGCGUGACAUCAUGCUUCGCGGAAAUCCGAAACUCUAUCAACAGCAGUUUAGAUGACAUCAUACGCAUUCAUAAACAUCUUUGUGAACAGCUUUUCUGUACUUCUAACUCCUUAAAGCUGUGGUUUUUAAUUCACUGGUUUCUUCUGGCUGUAGCAGCAGUUGUUUAUGUUGCAGACAUGGUAGGGUAUUACCAAACACUUGGCGCAGGAUGCUUUGUUUUGACUAAAGUCAGUUCGACUGUAAUCUUAUUGUAUGCGUUUAUCUACCCUAGCUACUGCGCUGCAUCAGUGACUGCAAGAUGCAAUCAAAUGCUCAAAGAAAUUAACAUUACUUCCAAUGAAGAGUGGGAUUCAGGACACCCAUUCCGUAGCCGCGCUCAACUGGCUCUGUUUAUUCAAUAUGCACAGUACACUGACUGUGGCUUCCGAGCAGGUGGGGUCACUUUUGGCUCCAAUUUUGCGUGGUUUUCAACGCUCAUUGCAAUGUGUGGGAUUGGUGUGAAAGUUCUGUGAUUCAGAGAGAAACAAAAUAUCA
Molecule: messenger RNA, 1463 nt
Organism: Stylophora pistillata
Lineage: Eukaryota; Metazoa; Cnidaria; Anthozoa; Scleractinia; Pocilloporidae
Source: RefSeq, a predicted model, not a curated record